Molecule: messenger RNA, 857 nt
Organism: Oryza sativa Japonica Group (Japanese rice)
Lineage: Eukaryota; Viridiplantae; Streptophyta; Magnoliopsida; Poales; Poaceae
Product: protein SENESCENCE-ASSOCIATED GENE 21, mitochondrial
Biological process (GO): response to stress
Cellular component (GO): mitochondrion
Source: RefSeq, a predicted model, not a curated record
UCCCCCCCGGUCUCGCCUCUUUAAAUGCGCGUCCGCCUCCGCCUCCCUCCUCCCCACACAGAGCUCACAAGCCCAAGUCGCGUCGCACCGAAGCAGAGUAGAGAAGGAGAGGAGCGGAGCGCCAUCAGCCGUCCGAUCGAGUGAUCCGAUGGCUCUCGCUCUCUCCACCUCUGCUGCUGCUGCCGCUGCCGCCGCGGCGCGGGCGCUCGCGGCGAGGGUGACGACGACGAGGGGUUACGCCGCGUCGGCGGCGUCGUCGGCGAUGAGGCGGGCGGCGGCGGCGGUGGAAGGGAAGGGCGCUGCGGGGAUGACGCAGGCGAAGGACGGGUCGUCGUCGUCGGCGGCGAGGGAGGUGUCGUGGGUGCCCGACCCCGUGACGGGCCACUACCGGCCCUCCAACUUCGCCGGCGGCGCCGACGCCGCCGACCUCCGCGCCGCCCACCUCGCCCGCAGCUACGCCCGCGCGUGAUGCGCGCGACCUCGCCGUCGUCCGACCGACGACGACGCCAUCCAUCCAUAUAUAUCUGCUCCGCGUCAACUACUCAUCACCUCUCGACCGCGCCGCGCCGCACGCCGCUCCGCCUCCGCGUGCACCUGAACGACGACGACGACGCAUCAUCGCCGGGCGGCGGAUCGGCCGGCGGCGGCGGCGGCAUCCCUACCGUUUCCUUGCUGCGUGUGGGCUGGAUGCUCUGCUCGUGUGCUGGUUCUUCGUGCACCUCUCAUGUAACAGCGAGCAGGGCCUCACUCUACUACUACUGUUUUUGUUUUUUAACUUUCACGGUUUCACCACGUACCCGAGUGUGAUGGUUUUAAUGGAACAAGUAAUAAAUCAGUUUAAUUUCCUUUCAAUUUCA